AGAGAGAGUAACAUGCCAGCAAAGGUGAAGCAUAUCCUCUCACAAGCCUGCCUGCCUGCCUGCCUGCCUGAGCCUUCCACCUCUCCCUCCUGCUUUGUACUUCUUCCUCACUUGUAAAGUUGAAAGCAACCACACCCUGUCUCUUUCCUUGCCAUCCAUCUCUCCCACCCUCCUCCCUUCCAAGUUUCUCUUCCCAUUCCUCAUCACAGUUGAAGUGAGCCCAAGGAAGAGCAACAGAACUGACCUAUAGCUCACUCAUUGGAGUUGCAGUACUAGAUCUCACAUCCUCAAUCCCAAAAAUCUCCUCUCCUCUCCUCUCUCUCUCUCUGUCUCUCACACAAAAAGUUCUGAUACAUUAUCCAACUUCAUUCUUGCAAUAAUUCUAGCUCAAGUCUCUCUAUGUCUAUCUCCAUCCCUGUGUCUAUAAACCAAUGUAUGUCAUGGUGCUAAGGUGAAAAUGCUCUUAACCUGCACGCAUUGUCCUACUUUUUCCCCUUCACAUUUAAUGUUCUCUAAUGGAAUCCAUGUUUGUAAUUGAAUGGUUGGAAAGCUCCGGAUCAGUCCUCUGCUCGUCUUCCGGUGCUGCAGUCGUCUGUGAGUGCGAACUAGUUUUCAGUUCAUAACCUUUUUGGCCUGGUUUCACCUCUUCCUCCUUCAUCCCCUGUUUUCUGUUUCUUUUACUUUUCCAAGACUUUUCUGCUGCUUGACCGCUUGAAGAUUGUGUCAAGAUGGCAUCUUUUUGAUCUGGGCAGUUGAUAUAGUAUGUAUUCGAUUUCUUUGUUUGCACUUUUGCAAGUUACCAGGAUGAGGUUUCUUUGAAAUGGACUGUUGGAUUUGCAAGUCCUAUCCUAGUUUUAUUUUUCAGUAUCGUCAUCUUCCUUUCUUCGUAGGCAUUGCAUAAAUCUCAUAAAAAAAAAAGGGGUCUUGAACUGGGGAGCAGUUGCUCUUGUUUUCAACUUCUUUAAUUUUUGUUGUUAAGCCCAGGUCUCUGGAUUAUGGUUUGCUUUAGUGGUUGUGAUUCUCUUGUUUACUUCUUUUGGAGAUUUUCUUAGUGGGAGGUGUUUUGGUAGCUGUUGCAUGUGAUGCUUUAGUGAGGGCUAGCGAGGGUAGUAGUUAGGAUUGGUUCAAACCUCAGAGGUGUGGGUGGGUGUAAGAGGAGAUAAAUAGUAGAGAGAAGGUGAUAGAAAGUAAGGUAAGUAUAAGAAAGAAAACUGUAUGUGUGUGUGUCUGUGAGAGAGAGAGAGAGAGAGAACAAGGAGAGUGUCAAAAGAAUUGAGAAGGAUUUGCUUUGAUGGAGUGGGAUUCCAAGAUUUCUUCUUGGGAUUUUUCAGAACUGGCGCAACAUGCUGAACCAAACAUAGGCUCAGUAGUGGGGCUGAGUGGUGGCCUAGGAAGCCAGAGUGGUGGAGUAGAAUGUUCAGUUGAUCUGAAACUUGGGGGAUUGGGGGAAUUCAGGCCAUCAGAAAGGUGGAAAGAGCAACCCAGGGUGUCGACAUUGGCGUCGUCGUCCUCCAGUUCAUCUAAAAGGGCUCGAGCUCCAAGCAGCGCUAUGCAGAAUGUGUCGUGCUUGGUUGAUGGAUGCAAAGCUGAUCUUAGUAAUUGCAGGGACUAUCAUAGGCGCCACAAGGUCUGCGAGGUCCACUCCAAGACUCCAAUGGUGAUGGUAGGCGGUCAAGAGCAGCGCUUCUGCCAGCAGUGCAGCAGAUUUCACUUGUUGGCGGAGUUUGAUGAGGUAAAACGAAGCUGUAGGAAACGCCUUGAUGGACACAACAGACGCCGAAGGAAGCCUCAGCCAGAAUCUAUAAAUUCUGGGAGCGUGUUCUCAAACCACCAUGGGACCAGGCUCUCAACAUAUCCACAAAUAUUCCCGACUGCUACACCAGAGACCACCUGGGCUGGGAUUGCUAAAUCUGAGGAAGAUGCACUGUAUGCCCAUCACCCUCCCCUGCAUUUCAUGGAUAGGCAGCACCAUGUCGGCUCGUUUUCCUGCAGCUUCAGAGAAGGGAAGCAGUUCCCCUUCUUGCAGGACGCUGAUGCUGCCUUCGGCAGUAGAGCGACGCUGAAGCCUUCUGUUUGUCAACCACUGCUCAGAACCAGUUCUUUGGCUGAAAGUUGCGGCAAUAAAUUCUUCUCUGAUGGAUUAACCCAAGUUCUUGACUCUGAUUGUGCUCUCUCUCUUCUGUCAUCACCAACUCAAGCUUCAGGUAUCAAUGUGGGCCAAAUGGUUUCAGAUGAUAGGAUACCAAUGGGUCAGCCUUUGGUUUCAACUAUUCAGUACAGUGGCCUCGGACGGUACCCUGGUUCCCAAGCUUCAAGCAGUGUUUCACCGGCGGGCUUCUCUUGUUCAGGGAUCGAGGAUGAGCACAUAGGUACUGUUUUGGUUUCUGAUGCUGGUGAGGCUGAACUUCACUGCCAGAGUAUAUUUCAUGUUGGGGGAGAAGGGCCCUCAACCUCUCAAGCUCUUCCCUUUUCUUGGCAGUAGAAAAACCCAUUGAACUUUGCCAUCCUGUUAUAACUCGGUUCCUGCCUCUGUUGCUGAGUUUUUUGUGGAUUCGGAAUGAUCUUUGUAGCAUGCAGUUAGGUUUAUAAAUAACAUUUCUGUUACGUUGCGACAUCUGACAUAGGACCUGGAUGAUUUGUGUAUUUUGUGAUGAAUGUAAUUAUCCCUGCAAUGCUUCUUACGAUGAAAGCUUUUCUUUGUUACUUCCAUUUGGGUUGUUAGAUUUGGUAUAGUAAUAUAAUCUUUUUACG
This is a messenger RNA of Phoenix dactylifera (date palm), 2751 nucleotides long. Its product is annotated as squamosa promoter-binding-like protein 16. Gene Ontology annotation, cellular component: nucleus. Gene Ontology annotation, molecular function: DNA binding. NCBI's taxonomy places the organism in Eukaryota, Viridiplantae, Streptophyta, Magnoliopsida, Arecales, Arecaceae. The record is from RefSeq and is a predicted model, not a curated record.